Molecule: messenger RNA, 8733 nt
Organism: Neoarius graeffei (lesser salmon catfish)
Lineage: Eukaryota; Metazoa; Chordata; Actinopteri; Siluriformes; Ariidae
Gene: mthfd1a
Product: methylenetetrahydrofolate dehydrogenase (NADP+ dependent) 1a, methenyltetrahydrofolate cyclohydrolase, formyltetrahydrofolate synthetase
Exons: 28
Coding region: 255-2975 (906 amino acids)
Biological process (GO): tetrahydrofolate interconversion
Cellular component (GO): cytosol
Molecular function (GO): formate-tetrahydrofolate ligase activity; methylenetetrahydrofolate dehydrogenase (NADP+) activity; methenyltetrahydrofolate cyclohydrolase activity
Source: RefSeq, a predicted model, not a curated record
CCAGAAAUAAAGAGCAAAUUAAACACACUCUGUGAUUGGCUGAGAGGGAGACAAGACGAUACGAUAAGAGACACGCCACCUCAUUCGUGUCACCCAUGGGGGCUGAACCUGAACCUUUCCGGUUGUGCCUGUAAAGAUUUUAGAUCUCAGCCACAAGGCUUUCCCAGCUCGUCCGGAUUGAGGUGUCAUGACCUGGAAAAAGCCAGAAAGAUAAGACUUUGGACUUAGAGGAGAAGAUAAUAAAUAUAAUCAUCAUGUUUCCUAUAAUUGCAAUAAACCUCAGACGAAGGGCUGUGAAAUGCUGGGAAAGUCGACGUGCCAUAGCUACGGUCAUCUCUGGCAACAAGAUCUCACAACAUGUGACGGAACGUCUGAAGAAGGACGUCGCAGAGAUGAACAGUCAGCUUCCAGGCUUUAGACCAGGCCUGGUGGUGCUACAAGUCGGGGACAGAGACGACUCCAAUCUUUACAUCAGUAUGAAGUUAAAGGCAGCAGCCAGAAUUGGCAUUAAUGCCAAUCACAUCAGGCUUCCUAAGACGGCUACAGAAGAUGAGGUGCUGCAGAGUGUAAAGAUGUUUAACGAGGACCCGGAUGUUCAUGGGCUCAUUGUACAGUUACCUCUGGACUCCAUUAAUCCCAUAAACACGGAGAAAGUGACCAAUGCUGUGGAUCCAGACAAGGAUGUGGAUGGUCUGUGCAGUGUAAAUGCAGGGAAACUGGCUCGAGGUGACCUCAAGAACUGCUUCCUCCCCUGCACACCUAACGGCUGUAUGGAGCUCCUCAAACACACAGGUGUCUCAGUGUCAGGCAAGAAGGCGGUGGUGAUCGGACGCAGUAAGAUUGUCGGGGCUCCCAUGCACGACCUCCUCAUGUGGAACCAUGCCACGGUCACCUGCUGUCACUCCAAAACUGCAGACCUUCCAGCAGAAGUGAAGAAGGCAGACAUUCUGGUGGUGGGCACUGGGAAAGCUGAGAUGUUGAAAGGCGACUGGAUAAAAGAGGGCGCUGUGGUCAUCGACGUUGGCAUUAAUUACAUCACAGACAAUAGCAGACCAUCAGGUAUGCGGGUGGUGGGCGAUGUUCAUUAUCCGUCCGCUAAGGAGCAGGCGGGGUACAUCACUCCGGUUCCUGGAGGAGUGGGACCCAUGACUGUUGCCAUGCUGAUGGAGAAUACAGUCAAGAGUGCUAAGAAGUAUCUGGAGACAUUCAGGCCUGGGAAAUGGAACAUGACGUCAACAAACCUGAAACCACAGAACCCUCAGGCAAGUGAUGUCCACAACUCUCAGUGUUCUGCACGGAAGCCCAUUCAUCAGCUGGCAAAGGAAGUAGGGCUGUUCUCGAAGGAAACUGAGCCGUUUGGCAGGAGCAGGAUGAGCGUGAGCCUGGACGUCCUGAAACGACUUGGCAAACAGCCUGAUGGGAAAUAUGUGGCAGUCACUGGAAUAACAUCCAUUCCACUGACUGAAGGUCGGCGCACCGUCACUCUGGGGUUAGCUCAAGCUUUAUGUGGACAUUUAAAGGUCAACGCUUUUGCCUGCGUUACACAGCCAUCUCUACGACACUGUUUCGGUGUCCGAGGAGCGGCUGUUGGAGGUGGAUGUUCUCAGAUCUCCAUGGAGGAGGCCGGUUUCCAAUCCCUGGGAGACUCUGAGGCUGUUUCAGCAUCCAGUGGCCUCAUCACGGACACCAUCACAGCUUACUGUCACUACCAGGCCAAGCUCUCUGACCAGGCCCUUUUUGACCUCUUGGUGCCAGUCCAAGAUGACCAUCGAGCUUUCUCAUCAUCCCAGCUCAAAAGGCUCCAGAGACUCGGUGUUGAGAAAUCCAACCCCUCGUCCCUGACCCAGGAUGAGAUAAGACGCUUGGUCCGGUUGGACAUUAAUCCAGAUGUCAGGAUGGACCGUGCAUCUCUGGACAGUGAGAUCAUGGCUGUCGUGUCUCUGAGCAGGAGUGUAGAGGACCUGCAGGACAGAGUGGCUCGGAUGGUGGUGGCUAGCAGCACAUCUGGAGAGCUUAUAACCACUGAAGACCUGGGUGUUAGCGGUGUUGUCAGUCAGCUGUUGAAGGAAUCCCUGAAGCCAUGUUUGAUGCAGACAUUGGAGGGAACUCCUGUCUUUCUUCACAGCAGUCCAUUGGCUAAUGUCCCUUGGGGCAGUCCAUCUAUCAUGGCAGACAAAAUGGCUCUAAAAUUGGUCGGGCCUCAGGGUUUUGUGGUGUCUGAGACGCCUCACUGUGAGAACUUCUUCAGCAUCACAUGCCGCUCCUCAGGCCUGUGCCCACAUGUGCUGGUGUUCGUGACCUCUGUGCAUGCCCUGAAGAUGUGUGGUGGAGGCUCACAGAUCUCAGGAGGCUUUCCUGUACCUGAACAGUCUUCAAAGCAGAACCUGGAGCUCCUGGAGAAAGGCUGUUUUCAUCUGAAGAGGCAGUUGGAGAUGUCCAGGGUCUAUGGGAUACCAGUUGUGGUGGCUGUAAACACGUUCAGUGGUGACGCAGAGGCUGAGGUGGAGAUGGUGUGCAAUCAGGCCAGGAGGUUCGGAGCGGUCGAGGCUGUGCAGUGCAGCAGUUGGUCUGAAGGGGGCGCUGGAGCACUGGAGCUGGCACGCAGUGUUCAGAGAGCAGCCGAGAUCCAGAGCACGCUCCACUUCCCCUAUGAGCUGCAGAUGCCUGUGAUUGAUAAAGUGAGAAAAGCAGUGCAGCAGAUGUUUGGUGCUGAAGAUGUGGAGCUGUCGGCCAAAGCUACAGCGAAACUUCGACUUUAUAAUAAGGAGCGUUUUGAACAUUACCCAGUGUGCAUCAGCGCGAGUCCCACAUGCCUGAGUAAUGAUGCUGACCUGAAGGUGGUGCCGAUUUCAGAUAUCCAGGCCUACACGGGAGCAGGAUUUCUCUGCUUUGUGCCAGACAUGAAAAACUGUUGUGAAGAUCCAACAUGGCCACGUUUGCUUGUCGACAGUCAUCUCCAGAGUAACAGGAAGUAGAUCCUGUGUUUUUGGUUGAAGUUCCAUCCAUCAUUGUGGAAAAGGAGGUCAUGUUAAGAGAAGCUUCAGAAAAUUGCCUUUUGUCUUUUUGCUCCUACACGUUCUCCGACCUGUCCAUCAGGAGAAGCAGCUGCAGCUUGAAGUGUCUGUGUGUGUGUGGAUUAUUAAUAUCGCUAAAGCACAGUGAGCACAUCCUGCUGUGAUUUAUGCACCAAAUACUACAGCUGAUUUUACUAUCACACCAACUGAGAUGUAUUUUAUUUAUUUAUCAGUCAGGAUUGGUCUAUUUUCAGAAGUGAUUAACGUCAGUCAAAUUUUGUUAAUUUGCCUUACAUUAUGUUCACAACAAACACAGCGAGAGCAUCAAAAUUCACUCUGGUUUCUCUAACAACGACAUGGAUGCUCUGUGAUGGAAAUGAAACAGGCGGCUACGGUUUGGUUCAGAACGCUUCGUCUCGCAAACUUUAUUUAAAAGAGCCGCAAUGCAAAACACAUGUCAACUGGUGUCUUAUAUCUUCACCAAUUAUUUUUUAAAUUAGUUUUAUUAAGAAAACUAUAAUGCCUUGGUCUCACAGAGCCGGAAUCAUUUCACGGAAGACGCCAGUAGACGAUUUUGAGCCUUCCGGGGAUCAAGUGGGACACAUUCUGGGCCCUUCCAUUGGAACAUGUGAGAGUCGGAGUGCUAUCUUGACAACUGGUAGGGUGUGGCUUCCAUCCCCAGAAAGUUUGGUCAUGUUGGAUGAAUUCAUCCGUUGCAACCGUGAAGGCAUCUGUAAGCAUCCUUGAGACGUCCAGUGGUUACCGUAGCCUUUGACAACCAUUGAGCUCAAAAUGUUCACAGAACAACAUUCAGCAGAAAGUGAAAAGUUUGCCUAGCGGGCAUGGCUUAUUUCAUCUUGCCGUGGCUAAGCUGUACUGCAGCCGUGAAAACCGUACAUACUGCCGUCAUUGCUGUAAGGCCAUAUGUCACUAUACAUCGCUAUACAUUAUCUGUUGUUGCUGCUGGUGCUUCUGGCGUCUACGAUGGCUUCAUUUGCAUAUUUACUCCACCCAAAUGUAUGUGACAGAUCACCCCUGAAAUCUGCGGGAAUGGCCAUGGUAGCCCCAGCCACGGUUCUCAUGAAUCAACCGGCUAUGUGUGGCCUUAACGUUAGGGAGACUUUUUGUUUUUACUUGUUUUUUUUUUCUCUUGUUGAUAGAUAGAUAGAUAGAUAGAUAGAUAGAUAGAUAGAUAGAUAGAUAGAUAGAUAGAUAGAUAGAUAGGAAAAAGUGACUGCUUUCAUUUUAACAUAUCCAAUGUAGUGGAAUUCUGAGUCCUAAAACUAGCCAAAAAAAUACACUUACACAUAAGAAGUUACCUUUAAAGCACUUUCAUUGCACAAAAUAAUAACAAUAAUAAUGCCGGCACUUGAUUGUUUCCGGAAAGCACUAAAAUUCUCAACAGAUAGCACUGGUUUUAAACAAUCUAUACCCUAGGUCACAACCGGACGUACGAUUUUUUGGCCGUGCGAUUUUUGGCGUUUCCCAAAUCACUGCAUUUUUUUUGUUCGUGGAGAAAGACGCAUGUUGGCCGUAAGUUUGUCUUGCAACCUCAAAAAAACGUAAGCGCCUGUAGAGUAUGUUUGACAUGACAAAGAGCCUCUGCGGCCGGUCUACGGCUUGAAAAUCAGCACAUGACACGCGCCCUCCGUGCGUUUCUUGCGUUUUUUGCACGUAGACCAGCCGUAGGAGCACGUACGGCCGGUUAUGACCGAGGCUUAUCCAGGUCCAAGGUCCCCCCACCCCCCUCCAGAACCGCCCCAAAAACAAAAUGGCAGCCCCUUUUAAAAUCAAUGUAAAAGGACUUUUCUUUGUUUGAACACACAUUUCUGAAUGGUUUCCCAGUGCAGGCUUCCCGUUGGCUAAGGAACACAUUCCACACUCUGCUACGUUUGACACAAAGCUCGUAACUUUCCACGAAAUGUAUGGGGUGCCAAGUGUCACCGGGCCCAUUUCGUGGACGAAAUGCAUUUUGUCAAUCACGGAAUGCAUUCCCUAUAUCACGAAAUUCAUGGUGUCAAUCACGACAUAUAUUUCGUCCACAGAAUGCAUUCUGUACAUCACAACACGUAUUUCGUCCACGGAAUGCAUUUCGUCCAUCACAGAAUGCAUUUCGUCAUCACAAAAUGCAUUUCGUCCCAUGAAAUGCAGUUCGUCCAUCACAGAAUGCAGUUCGUCAGACGAAAUGCAUUUUGUGAUGGACGAAAUGCAUUCUGUGAUUGACGAAAUUCAUUUCGUGAUGCAUCAUAUGCAUUCCGUGGAUGAAAUACAUGUUGUGAUGUACAGAAUGCAUUCUGUGGACGAAAUAUAUGUCGUGAUUGACACCAUGAAUUUCGUGAUAUAGGGAAUGCAUUUCGUGAUUUCACACACACGAAAUGACAUACUGUCUUCAUCAUUUCGUGGACACAAUGAAAAUUGAUGUGUGCAUUUCGUGGAUGAAAGGCAUCACGGUGUUUUAUAAUUUCGUCUUCAUUUUCUCCAUUUCGUCGGACGAAAUGUAGUCUGGUUAACACCAGACCAUAUCACAAGUGAAAUAUGAUCUGGAAUCCGCCUAUUGAAUUUCUCGUAGGGGAGGUGUGGUUUACGAUUGUCAACGGCCGUUUAUUGGACGUUGUGAAUGUCUAUCAUUUGGCGUAUACGUAGCCCAUGGCCAAUCAUGGCAGUUGUACCCGGUGACGUAGUUAGAGCGACGAAGAAGACGAGGCCAAGAAGAGAAGGAAAGAAAAAGAGAAGGCAAGACUGUAACGCCAAACGCUGUUCUUUUUUUAAAACAAACUUUCGCUCUAAACUAUUCAGAACAGUGUCUAAAGCUUGAUCGAAAGUUUAGUUCGUAUCGCUCGCCGCCAUGUUAAAUGUGAUCCGUAAACAGUCCCAAAUAAACUACAAGCUUCCGUUUGUCGAGUAGUAUGCGUCACCGUCUUUCCACCCCUCCCCACUCUCUGAUUGGCUCCCUAACUCAGGCGAGCCUUUAGACCAUAGUUUCCAUGCUGUCUUUUCAGAUCGGAACGAUUGUGCAAAGCAGCAUGGGAUUUCCCAGGCUAGACGAAAUGCAUUUCGUCCACGAAAUGGGCCCGGUCACACUUGGCACCCCAUAGAAAUGACACCUCCAGCUUUAGCUACACACCAGGAGUGUGUUUAGUGCUUCCACAAUGAUUACAUUCGGUGGUAAAGGAAACAUAAUCGUCGUUAUUACGCACAAGGACUCAUAAAUUGUUUCUAGGCUCAGUGAAUGACCGAAAAACCCUUAAGUCGCGUAUCAUAAAUUCAGGUUAAGGAAUACAAUAUACGGUAAUUUCUCAGCAACCUUAGUGAUCUUCGUAGUUGGUUAAUGAAUCUUUGUGGCUAAGAAAAAGACAUUCCGCAGUUUGACGUGUAAACCUGUAACCCCGGCUCAAAGACAACCAAGGCCUCAGAUACACGAAUCUAGAUGCAGUUUGAAGCUCAAUGGCAAACAAAACAGGAAUCUCAUAACACCUCAUCGCGUUCAUUCAAGUCACACAAAUGUAAAUAUCCAACACUCUGUUGCAUGCCCUGGUGCUUUUUCACAAAAUAUACGAUUUAUCAGUUUCUCCUCCAUGGGAGGCGACUUAGGAACGGUUUGAACGAGACCAAAAUCUACACGGCUGCGUUCUCUGAGAAUCUUUAGCGCAGAGCACUUCUCAAUUCUGAUUGGUUGACGCCGAAUCACCUCACAGCUCAUUACCAUAAAGUUGCCUGGACUUCAGCUUUAUUCUGAUGACCCAGAGCCCAAGACACUCCGCCAGCGAUCUCACUGUGUUUGGUGUGAACGUAGGGUAAGAUCUACUUUCCACCAAGUGAAGUGGUGAGAAAAAGAUUUCCACCCAAAUGUACUGUAUACGUUUCAUGAUGACACACAUUUCUCCACCCUAAGCCCUGUUCCUUCAGAUUUGCAAAGAGUCAGACGCUUUAAAGAUGAUUUAUUGAUACAAGUCUAAUUUCACUGAUAAAAGAAAUAAAAAAGCGACCUCGAUUAUAAAAUUAUAUUUGUAUUUCGAACACCAUGUACUUUUGAACACAGCUGAUUUACCGGUAUAGCCUACGAAAUAUUUACAUACGUCCCGUGUAUUGUGUAUAUAGAGAGGAUAUUACACGGUGGUGAGAUGAUAUGAAGUUUAUCUUCGAGUGUUGAAUGUAUAUAUCAUAAGUGAGAGAAGCGCCACUGUGUAAUGUUUUUUAUAUUAUAUUAUAUGAUAUGGACCCAUCCACAAAAAUUAAAAAAAUACGCAAGCUAGUGAAAAGAAUUUUAAUUUUGAACCGGUUCGCCGUUUUGACAAUACAGCGGGAAAACACUGGACGUGACAUCAUUGGAGUGAAAUAUCACGAAUUAUUAUCCAUACAGGACACUUUUUCAAUGGAAUAAAAACAUGUGUUCUGUUCCCUUCUAGCGGGUUUCAUUCAUUUGGUUCGAUAGCAUGCAAUAUUGUUAGCAUAUUGCUUAUCCUAUACAGUACGUCACUCUACCCAAUGCAGAAUGAGCGCUGAAUAUGGUUUACGAUAUUGUAUGGUUGUCAAGACAACACAACAUCAUACAUCGGAGAUGUAAAACUUCCGCGCUAGCGAGUGAGCAACUGUGACAAUUUGUAAACAAACAUGGCAGCCAGGUUUGCUUUGUGACAAAAUACAGAAGAUUUUGAAAGAAUUUUGAAAGAGAAAGAUGCAUUGAACACCUGAAAGGAAUGUGUAUGGAUAAUAAUAAUAAUAAUAAUAAUAAUAUUUGUUGUUUUUUUCGUGGUCUAUCAGAUAUUUUCCAUUCAGCUACUCGUCUUUGACUCGUUCAGUAUCAUGCUAGCUGAAUGGAAUAUAUCUGAUAUACCACUCAGCGCCAGCCAAUAUUAUUUAAAUAUGUCACUCAGAGCCGCGAUGUGUUUCAUUUGAAAAAUGCGAGUCAGUGUGUGAUUUUCUUUCUAUUAUAUCGACACGUUCACAAACAAAAAAUACCCAAAUUUAUCAAAACAACUCACUCAUUGAUUUCCUUACGAGUGACAUAUCGAGAUUUAUGUCAUGGUUUUGGUUCUCCAUGUCCCGGAUGGAGCUCGGAUGAAAACAUAUAUACGACGUCAUGAAGCUUUUGAGUCCUCAAUCCUGAUUGGUCAGAAGGUGUUGAUUCAUUUUCAAUCGCUGUAGGUUUAUAUGAAUGUGUUUAUUCUCGUUUCGAUAGUAACAGCUCAUUCACAGGGGCUUGUACUGUACACUCCACAUGAACAUCACGGACAUGGAGAAGUUUUCUUAAAAUCGGAUGUUUAUUUAUCAUCAAUUGAAGGAGUCUCCAGUGUCAGCGCUUUCUAAACGACAACUGAGUUCGCGCAUUUUGCGGUUUCUCAGUCACAUGACAAGCUACUUUUUUUGUGUUUUUGUUUUUUUUUUUGUCUGAAAGGAAGUGAGGGGAAAAGAGAGGCUGGGGAGGAGACGCUGUUUAUAGCUGCUAUAAUGUGAGUGAAAACCGAAAUGACGUGUAACUUUAACUUAAAGGUAACUAUAAAUGGUUAAAAAGUAUGACGUGUUCUUUAAUCAAUAAAAUAUGAUUGUAGGAAGAAAAUAAAACACUUUCAGAAACAGUGUCUGAAAAUAGACACCUUUUUGGGCAAAAUACUGCUUUAAUUAAUUUUCCUGGUUAUACAGUAUAUAUUAUUAAUGAAUUAAUAUUGUAUUGAGUUUCUGCAUUCUGAGAUCACUAAUAAAUUAUUUUAUACUGCAGUAA